CUGCCCAGGACCACCCAUAGAUCCACCCCACUGCGACCCUGUGCAAGAGGCAGAAUUCGAAGGUCUGUGCAGAGUGAUUCUGUCCUCAAGUGGGCCUUUCAGCCCCUGCCAUGGCAGCCUCCCUCCUCAGCCGUACUUUGAAAGCUGCGUGUAUGACCAGUGUGCCACCGGGGGAGACGGAGGGCAGUUGUGCAGGAGCCUGGAGGCCUAUGCCGCUGCAUGCGAACUGAACGGGGCCGACCUCGGGGACUGGGAAAAGGACACCGCCUGUGGUCCCUUGGUCCCUUGCGGUUUCUCCUGCACUUUUGAGAAGGAUUUCUGUUCCUGGAACCAAUCGUCCACCGACAACAUUGACUGGAAACGACACAAAGGCCCAACACCCUCGCCAAACACAGGACCCUUGUAUGACCACACCACUGGAGGGGGCUACUUCAUUUACCUGGCAGGAAGCGAUGCCCACCCUGGGGAUGUGGCGCAUUUGGUCAGCCCCACGUGUGACCUUCAGGGGCCCAUGUGCUUCAGCUUCUGGUAUCAUAUGUACGGCGUCGCCCAAAAGAUGGCGCUGCACUUCUAUGUCAUCUUGGAUGAUGCGCCACCUUUCCUGGUCUGGUCGGAAACGGGAAGCAAGGGCAACCGUUGGAAGACAGGAGAGUUCGGCAUAGCUCACCAAGGCAGGGUGAAGAUACUGCUGGAAGGAGUGCGGGGAGAGGACUUCCGCAGCGACGUGGCCGUGGAUGACAUCUCUGUACAGGGCGGUGACUGCCCGUCACGGACAACAUCCACUCCUGGACCCACAACCACACGGACACCCCCCACUCCUUCCCAGGAACCGACACCUACAACCACGGAGCCCACUACGCCAGAACCGACACCUACACCCACAGAGCCCACUACGGCAGAACCAGAACCAACGCCUUCUCCCACACGGCCAACUGUGCCAGCCCCCUCAAUCUGCACUGCCUCAGGAGACCCCCAUUACACCACCUUCGACGGGCAGGUCCACCACUUCAUGGGCAACUGCACCUACACCUUGGCCAAAGCCUGCUCCAAUUCCACCCGUGGCCUGGAGGCCUUUGACGUCUCCACCACCAAUGAGCACCGGGGCUCCAACCGGGCCGUGUCUUACGUCCACUCGGUGCACGUGGCCGUCCACGGGAGCCAAGUGUCCCUGCUGAAGAACAGGAAAGUGAACAUUACGUGGAGGUGGCCAUGCCGGCCGAAUACCAGGGGCUGCUCUGCGGCCUGUGUGGUAAUUUCAAUGGGAAUCCGGGCGAUGACAACCUCAAGCCGGAUGGAGAACCUGCGGGAGACUCAACUCAACUCGGAAACAGUUGGCUUGUCCCAGACAACAGUAGCAUAUGUUCCAGCCCAGCAGAAUCAUGUGACCCAAAGCUGGAAGAGGAAAUUCAGAGGAAUUCUGCUUGCCGCCUGAUCGCAGAUCCAACAGGGCCCUUCGGGCAGUGCCAUGCUCUGGUCGACCCCGCCCGUUUCCUGGAGAACUGCAUUUAUGACGUCUGCCUCACUCAAGGACAACAGACCUCCGUGUGCCACGGGCUGCAAGCCUACGCGGCCUCCUGCGCCAACGCUGGGCUGUGCGUGGAAUGGCGGAACUCCACCCUCUGUCCCGUCUCCUGCCCCGUCAACAGCCACUACAGCAGCUGCGGGACUUCCUGCCCUUCCAGCUGUGUGAAGCCCCCAGGGCUCCCCCCGUGCAGCCCCCUCCCCACGGACGGCUGCUUCUGCAACGAAGGCUUCGUCCUGAGUGGAGACACCUGUGUCCCCGAGGCCGACUGCGGCUGUGUGGAUGGCCAGGGAAACUACUACCAGGUGGGUUUUCCUCCUCUGGGGCGGGAGGCAGGGAGGACCCGGAGUGGCCCGGCUUCCUUGGCUGCAGACCUUCACAGCAAAGGGACCAUACUCCAUACCAGGCGAAGCAUUAGGACCGAUUUCAACAUCUACGCGGGGGAGCUGUGUGAGAAGCCCCCGGGGGGGCAGUGCCUGGAAGGCUGCGUUUGCCACCAGGGCUUCGUGCUCAGCGACGACCAGUGUGUGCCCCUCAGCCAGUGCGGCUGCCAGGACAAGGACGGACGGUACCACAAGAUCGGGGAGAGCUGGCUGACCCCCCACUGCAGCCAAAAGUGCCGCUGUCGCAAAGGGGGGGCCAUCAAGUGCCAGGACUUCGGCUGUGAGCCUGGGGAGGUCUGCGAUACCAAGAAAGACGGGAAGCUGCACUGCAAACCCACAGGGUUCGGCAACUGCCUGGUCACGGGGGACCCGCAUUACCUGACCUUCGACGGCCUCCUGCACCACUUCCAGGGGCUGCACACCUACGUGCUGGCCCAGACCCGGCCUGAUGCUUCCGAUCGCCUGGAGCCCUUGAGCAUCGAAGGGACCAACCGCCUGGUGGCCGGCUCCGGCCAGCCCUCCGUGCUGAAGGAGCUGCGCAUCCGCGUCUACAACCACACGGUGCUCUUCCGGCAGAGGAGGAAGCUGGUGGUGGACGGAGUGGCCACUGAGCCCCCGGCGCGACCUCACGAGGGGCUCCGCAUCCAGCAGAGCGGGAGGCAGAUUUUCCUGGAGUCCGACUUUGGCCUCUCGGUCAGCUUUGACGGCCUGGAGAAUUCAGGCAUCCUGCUGCCCAACAGCUAUAAAAGGAGCCUGGAGGGCCUCUGUGGCAACUUUGAUGGGAGGUUCAAGAACGACUUUGCCAAGCCAGAUGGCACCCUGGUCAAGGACGUCCAGACCUUCGGGGAGAGCUGGAGAGUCCCCGUCCAGAGAGGCUCCUCCCACCUCAGGCGAAACCGCGUGGCCGAAGAACCCCCGGAGGAGGCUGAGCUGGACGUGGGAUUUUCCCCCCUUUGCUCCGAAGAGGACAUCAAGGUGUUCAGUGGCAACUCCGCCUGUGGCAUCCUGGCAGACCCCAAGGGCCCCUUCCGAGGCUGCUUGGCCCACCAGGACCCCGACCCCUUCCUGCAGAGCUGCGUGUUUGACAUGUGCAGAGAAGCCAACCGGAGUGCCCGUCUGUGCCCCAUCCUGGAGCAGUAUGCCAAGGGCUGCCAGAGCAAGAGCCUCUCGGUGGCCGACUGGAGGGCAGCCAGCGGCUGCGCCGUCCAGUGCCAGCCCCACAGCCACUACAACCCCUGCAUGUCAGCCUGUCCCCCGUCGUGCUCCGACCUGGCGGCCCCCGCCAGCUGCAGCUCCCCCUGCCUGGAAGGCUGCGAGUGCGAGUCUGGCUACGUCCUCAGCGGCUUUGACUGCGUGCCCUUCCGGGACUGCGGCUGCAGCUUCCUGGGCAAAUACUACAAGGUGGGGGACCGCUUUAUGGCCGAUGACUGCAGCCAAGACUGCGUCUGCAGGGACAGUUCCAGCCUCGACUGCAAGGCCACCGGCUGCCCCCAGGACUUCCACUGCCGCAUCUUCAACUUCACCCGCGGCUGCUAUCAGGCUGACCCCUGCGAGCCCAACUCCUGUGCCAACAAUGGGACCUGUGUGCUGGACGACAGCCCAGAUACCUUCCACUGUGAAUGUCUGGAGAAUUACGAAGGGUUACUCUGCGAGACACGGGUCACGCCAGAAG
Thamnophis sirtalis is the source of this 3577-nucleotide messenger RNA. Lineage: Eukaryota; Metazoa; Chordata; Lepidosauria; Squamata; Natricidae. The record is from RefSeq and is a predicted model, not a curated record.